UGUGCUUGGGUUGUUACCAUUUAUAUUUUUCUUUUUGUUGCCUUUUAUAGUCAUGAAAAGACCUUGCUUUUGAUCCUAUUUACAGAUGAUGAAGUGCUAGCUAGUCUGAUCUAUUCUCCUCUUUCUCUUGUCAUGAGAAGAUCACGUAAACCCGAUGGACAAAUCUCAGUACCUGAAAAUCAAGUUUAUGUCAAUGAUAAGUUCUUUAAAAAGAAAAUUGUUAGGAUUGAUUCAUUCGACACCGUAGACCGCAAAAAGAAAAGUAUGGAAGAAAUAGAAGAUCUUAUUGAAUGCAGCCUAUUACAUGUGAUAUUAGUUCCUACCCAAGUCUUCAUGACCAUAGAACAAAGGAUAUUUACAUGGGACCAACAGAGGAAGAAAAGGCGGAGGUAGCUGAGACAGGGAUAAGGUCGGCUCACUCUAUGCUCAUUGUAGGUUUUGGCGAAGAAAACGGGGAAAAAUUUUAUCCAUAACGAUAGCAUGUGCUAGGGCCUUAAGAGGUCACGGACUGGGAUUUCUGAGUCAUUUAGUCAGGGAGGAGCAGUGGUAAAUCCAUCAACAAGUGAUUAUGCCUCAAGGGAAGUUAAUAGUUAGGCAAUAACUAGAGGAAAUGAUCAGAUUCGACGAUAGAGAUGUAGGGAUGGAUAUUCAGGCACUUCUCCCAGAGUUUGGAGAUUUUGGUGAUUUCUUUGAGAAUGAUGCUUUGCCAUUUGGAGAGCCUCCAAGAACUGCACGAGUCUCAGACUCUUAUGUUUCCUGCCUCAGAUAGUGUGGAUGUUGGUAGCAGCCCCUGUCCUGCGAUGAUGGACGUGCAAGAUCAGCUUCUUUUGCCAGUAGUUUUUUCAUCCUUUGAGAGCUUUAAUCAACCACUGCCUCCGGCAAUUCUGGAUGAUUCACUGACCAAGCAUCAGGAAGUUAUUAGAAGUGCUGCAGUUGCUAAUCAAGUAAACAGUACUUCUGCAUCUAUUGCUGGUGAAUUUGAUCACUUAAUUAAAGCUAAAGCUCUCAUGUCAUUCGCUCCAGAGUAUGGAGCAGUUGAAACCCCUACAGGAGAGAACUCCCAUUUGAUUUUCAGGAAUCCGUAUGUUCCGAAGUCCCGGGAAGUGGAGACUGCGAAUUCAAGCUCAAAUAGCUAUGUUUACUCAGCGAACCCACCUUUGUCGCCUUGCUUUGAUGCAUGUGAGGAGAAGUCCGGGCUGACUGUAAACCUCAAAGCAGGUACCGCAAGGCAUGAUACAGGCUCCAUUCUUCAAUCAAAGAAAUACUACACUCACAUUGAAAGUGGGAAAGAGAAAAACGAUGAUAAGUUGUCUGGUUAUGUACGUAGUUGCGCUACGCGUGAGACUCAAGUAGCACAGUCUCCGUUUUCUGGUUUCAAUUCGGCAAAUUCUGUUAAGGCAUCCACAAUAAAACUGAUAAAGCCAAUGAAGGGCUACUAAAAGCGGGCAGCUCCGGUCAAUCAAUCAAACUGUGCUAGCAACAGAAGUUGAAUGCCUUAUGUGCCAGGUAUUUAUGUGUAAGAUACGGCAUACAGUAUUAUCUUCAAGUGGCUGCCUUCCAGUAGGCAUGAACAGGAUGUCGGGGAGUAUUAAUAGAAACCAGUCACAAGGCGAAGCAGUGGUCUCUGGCGACAAUUUGUCAAUCAAAUCUGAGCUGAAGAAGAAAUAAAUAAUACCAGUUAGGAUAGCGGGUGAUAUUGAUGGAGGAUUACUGGAUGGGACCCUUAAUGCACCAGUUGGUGUGUGGCGCUCUGUUGGAGUUUCUAAGGGAAUGAAGCAACCAACAGCUGGUUUAGAAUCUUGCCACUCUGUUCAGCAUAAUUCUUUCAUUGAGGACAGUUGUUAAGAAUUCGUGCCCUAGAUUAUCUUAUUUUCGUCUAACUAUUGCUUAUCAAUGGAACGAGUUGCCUGACAUGUUCCACUGACGUGUUCCAAGGAACUAGUAAAACAUAAAGUAAAGAACUUUUACGUGGAAAACACCUGGCUUAAAAGGUGUAAAAAACCACGACUUGCACCUCUAUUUAACCCCAACUUCACUAAAUAACUCUGUGAAUUAAGUACUUUUGGUUAGCUUACUUCAAGUGAAACUCCUUUACGUAGGACUCCUUUUUCAACUCAACUUGCUUUCCCUUAUCAUCAAGUGUUUGAAUCAAAUUCAACUUGUUCUAUUCCCCAUGUGAUCAGUAUGUUGAAGUUUCCAGUUACAUUGAAUUAACUCAUAUCAACUUGUUUCAUUCAUAUUGUCAUUCAUCAAAACUUCAAGGUUCCAACAACAGUAUGCUAGCUUAUGGGCUAAGGAAACCACUUCAGGAACUCCUAGAUGGGAUGGCUUUACUUGAGCAACAAGCCACAUCUCUUGUUGAUGUUGCCCUAGAUGCCGAUAGCAAUGAUGGUUCUUUUGGUUGGCUUGCACUGCAGGAGCAGUGGAGGCGUGGUUUUCCAUGUAGAUCAUCCAUGGUUCAUGCAGGUUGUGUGGGAGUAUUGGCUUCCUGUCAUUCGCUGGAUAUUGCUGGUGUGGAGCUUAUUGAUCCACUUUCAGCUGAUGUUCAGGCAUCAUUUACCCUCACUCUGCUGCAGAAUGAUAUAAAAGGCAGCUCUGAAAUCUGCUUUCGGUACUAUGGAAGGUCCUUUAUCUGUUGUUGAUUGGUGCAAAGGUCGCAGUCAAUCAGAUGAUGGGGGAAUAUCUGGUGACGGUUUUUCUGCAGAGUCCACUGACAGUGCAAGUGAAUGUCGAGAUUCUUCAAGUACCAUAUCAUUGUCUGUUGGAUAACCUUUAAGUCCAUCUCAGUCCUCUGCUGGUGGAUCAUCUAGUUUGAGAGGUAUGAAUUGAUAUGUCAGAUUAAGCCUAGAUAUUUGCCUAUCAGAGUCGGAGCAUCUACUGGGUUCAAGGCUUAGGCCAACGUUGGCUGUUGCAGUACCGUAUCCGGCUAUACUUCUAGGAUAUGUUUUUUCAUACUGAAAUUGGUUGAUCCUUGUCCAUUCCUGUUUUUUGGAUCAGUAAGCAUUACAGGUUGCUUUUACUCCAUAUUUUUAAUUUGCUACUUUAGGGUAGAAUUAAUGUCUUUUGACUUUGCUACUUUAGGGCGACUCACUUGAUUCUUAAGAACAUAUCUGCAGAGCUCCAUGCUUUAUCGUUGAAGAAACAAAAGGUUAAUGAGGAGGAAUCGGAUUCAGAUUCGGAUUCGGAUGAUGGAGGAUCGAGCAAAUUCGGUGAAUUGGAACCUUUGUGGGAUGAGGUGUUGAAGCUGCCCAGUGAAGGCAUUACAAGAUAUGACCGUGACAACGUGUAUGAUGUUGUAAAUGAAAUGUAUACACCUAUUUUUCCUGGUGAUCGUGUUGGGGGAUAAAGCUUGCUGGCUCAAGUACCUCAAAGAGAUCAAUGAAAGUGAUGGAUUUGACAUUACCGACUUUCCUGGUUGUGGUCCACUGACUACCAUAUUCCCCAUGACACCCUCUAAAGAGACGAAGAAAUUUGCUGAACAGGCACUUGAGCUGUACAAUGAGGAUAAUGUAUGCGUACUCUACUCACAUUGCACUGAAUAUAAGGUCAAUGAGAUUCUCAAGGUUAAUGGAUGUUUCACCCAAUACUUCCAUUCCUAUAUUACCUUUACGGUUACUAAUGGCGAGCAUGAAUAUUUUCAAGCUGAAGUGCGGAAAGAUGUAGAUGGAUCUCUGGAGUGCGCAAUCAUUAGGCCAAGGGUAAUGAAACCUGCUUUACAUCCCUUUUUAUUUGCAGGAAUGGAUUGGAGAAGCUGCCGCUCAACUAAUCUCUAUCCCAUUAUGAAUGCUCAUUUUUGCUUUGUCAAGUUUAUCUAG
This is a messenger RNA of Capsicum annuum, 3815 nucleotides long. RefSeq lists its product as uncharacterized. Lineage: Eukaryota; Viridiplantae; Streptophyta; Magnoliopsida; Solanales; Solanaceae. The coding region runs from base 3300 to 3815 and encodes 171 amino acids. The record is from RefSeq and is a predicted model, not a curated record. The transcript has 10 exons.